Molecule: messenger RNA, 6703 nt
Organism: Pocillopora meandrina
Lineage: Eukaryota; Metazoa; Cnidaria; Anthozoa; Scleractinia; Pocilloporidae
Source: the annotation of a GenBank genome assembly
AUGCCUACCACUGCAUUCUUGGAUCAGUAUUCUCCCGAGGCGGACAACUCUUCAAGCUUUAACGAAAUUACGGAAGAAACGACAAAUUUGAAUACAGCUGAACGAAACAGUAAGGCCGUGUUCUACUGUUGCUUGUUCCUUCUCGGCUCCUUAGGAAAUGCAAUGGUUAUUUUGGUAUUGAAAGGAAAGCGAAAACGAACCAUUAAUGAUUAUUUUAUUUUAAACUUGGCAGUAGCAGACUUAACUUUCUUGUGGCUGUCACUUCCUUUCUAUACGUACGAACUUUUUCAGCCGUUUAACAAGAAUUUAUUGUAUUGUAAACUAAUUUGGCCGAUGAUGUCAGUUACUUCAUCAGUCAGUGUUUUCACCUUAACGUCCAUGGCAGUCGAACGGUGUCGAGGAAUCACAAACCCUUUGCAACCGAGAAUCAAGCCGCAAGCCACAUUGAUAUGGAUUUUCCUUAUCUGGAUCUUUGCCUUCUUUACUUUAGUUCCGUUGAUGAUCGUGGCGCGGUCGGAAGGUGUGUUCUGUGCGGAAAAUUGGCCGAAGAACUAUUAUCAUCAAGCGUACACUGCUGUUUUAUUCGCUCUUCAAUAUGGCAUCCCCUUGUUUGUAAUCGCCACAGCAUACUUUAGAAUCGCUAUUUUUCUUAUCAGAUCUCGGUUACCGAUGCUAACAACGAUCAACUCUAAGGGGGAGGUUAUCAGGCACAAAAAGAGAAGAGAAAAUGUUCAGAUAAUCCGUACACUGGCUGUUAUUGUGAUUUUGUUCAUGGCCUGCAUGUUUCCCAAUCAAAUCGCUUGGAUGCUGUUUGAUUUUGGCGGUGCCUCGCACAAGAAGCUGUCCGACGCAUUUUGGACAUGCGCAGAGGCGUUCAUGUUUUUACACGCUUGUAUAAACCCAAUAGUGUACGGUUCUCUUACUCGGCAGUUUUGUCGAGGAUACAUCCGAUUCUUCCGACACAUUUUCUGCUUCUGCAAAGUGAACGUCGAUUACCCAAUUGGUAUUUCUCACAACCAGACAGAAGACAGAGAUUUGCGUCCAAAGCGAAAAGUCGGAGUACUUCAUGGUUUUCCUAAACUCAGUGAAAACUCGAUGAUCAGUGGCUGUCAGGAAACAAAACUAUAAUAUUUAGCUUGGAUUGUAAGCGAACUGCCUUUAAAAUCAAAGUGCUCUUUGAGCAAACUCGUGAAUUGACACAUGAUUUUUUGGAUUAUGUUUAAUGUUAUCUGGUUUUGGGAAUUUUUGUGGUUGAUUGUCAUAUCUAGAGUACGAGCAGUAGUUCAGUGUUCGCAGCAAAGAAACAAAGUAAAGUUGGGAUAAGAAGGCAUUACAAUUGAAAUGAUCAUGCUGUUACAUUUGACAAGGGUGGAUGAUGUCAUGUGUUUUAAACGUAUAUCAUUUUUGUUACUGGUUCAAAAGAAAAGGUUGGAAGUAAAUGUGGGUGAAAAGUGAAAUUUACUGUCUAUCAUUGUAAAUAUUAGAAAACCAAGGCAAUACUGUUUUAAUGAAAACAUUUACGAUUCCCUCUUUAUCAAAUGAGACAAACGGGAACGAGUUUUGAGUGAUAUAACUAAGCCAAGACUGCCACCGUCAUUUUGGAUCUCCGCCUGGGUAGAUUUUAGUCACGUGCUAGGCAACGUAUAAUCAAGAACAAGAUAGAAUUUCAUUUCAGGCCUAUUUAUCAAUUUUGUGGUGUAUAACUUUCGCAUUUUAGUACGUAAUAUUUAUUUUGAAUCUUCAAAUUGUCUUGAAAUUUAAAAGAAAAUUGUUCUUUAAAAAUUCACUGAAAAUCGGCAGCUAAAAUUGUUUGUUUAGGUGUUAUUUGAUUUUCGUGAUAACUUGUAAUUCCGUCAGUCGCCGGCAUCUUUUAUUGCUUCACACAGGAAAAACACACGAUACGAAACAUAAUGAUCGAUUUUGUUCUCAAUCCCACGCCAUAACAGAAAAAGCUUUUGAACAUCUGUAAACUCUGAACGCUUCGCAGUAAGUGAUAUUUUCAAUGAAUCUUCGGAUUGUUUUCAAGUUCAAGGAUUGUAAAUUACAAUUUUAUGAAAAACGAAGGUUGUUCUGUUAUUUUAGUGUGAAUCCUUGCAUGCCUGCCAGUCGCUGGCGCCGCUUGUUGAAACUAAAACGAAAAAAAAAAAACUCUUUUAAGAUUAUCAUUGGCAUCUUUUUCACCCCACCACCAUUCUUAGCAACAAAAGUCGCCAUUUCGUUUGUUUAUUGCUUGCCAAAAACUAUCAAAUGCACUCAAAAGCCUAAAAUCGAAAAAACGUUUACAGGAAUCGAUCGAUCGAGCGAGCGAGCGAGCGAAUGCCAUUCUCCACAUCGUAUCUACAACUCGCACUUGCGCAUGCGCGCAAUUCACGAGUUAAAAAUGAAGUAUAUUUUGAAUUAAGCGUAUUACAAUAAACGAAUGUAAAGAAGUCUUUCAACAAGCUCGUGGUUUAAAAAAAGGAGGGAACCAAUAAACUUCGAGAGUUUCUUUUCCAUAGGGAAACACUGAAUACCUUGUUAGCGGAAAGAAAAAAGAGAAAAUUUAAUGGAGUUAUGCGAUACCUUGGUUUUCUUGGGACAUCGAUCGCGAGAGAUCCGAGAAUCACCUUUCAAUACAUGCUAGCUCUAGAUAUGAGCACCACCGUCAGAGUCAUAAGAAACGAGACUGGCGUUUUUUUUUCUUUCCCUAUUUCAAUAAAAAUGAAACGCUUCUUUCCCCUCGGUCUUUCGAUUUGUUCUCUGAAUGUGCAUGUGACGAUGAAAUAGAACCUUUGUUCAAACUCGGAAUUCAAAAUGCUCGGUCAGUGUUUCUGAUUUGAUUAUGCCCCAGCUCAAUUAAAGCAUACAAGGUAAGAUCGGACACCCGGGAUAUAAACAUCUCGACUCACAAAAACCCCUUAAAUGAAGAUAUGUUGCAUUUGGUGUUUGGUAAAUAAAGUUCCUACGCUAAAUAACGAACAACUACACUUUUUUCACGACUAUCUCAAAAUUGAGUUCUCCUCAAGACUUCAAAUUUUAUAAAAAGAAAUUGGUAUUAGCUCCUAUCACUUGCAUCAAGAAACCAUCCAUCAUUUACGAUGAGUGUGAUGCUGCCAAACUCAACACCUGGCUGCGGAAGGUGCUCGCCCCAGUGCAGGCGGGUUUCAGGGAUUUUCAGCAGAAUAUUCCACAAUUACGAGAAGAAUGUCUUGGGAUACGCCUUGUUGUACGUCCACCAGUAGGGAUCGUCUCGCACCAUGUCUUGCUGGUAUGACAUGCUCAGCCAGAAUGAAGAGCUCUUAGCACCGUAAAUCUCAAUGGCAAAGUUGUUAGCCGCUUUUUGAUUCUUCGAGAACAGCUUUUGUUUGGAGCUUCCCCACCAUGUUUGACAUUGGUCAAUUGGAACCCAGAUCUCUGUAAAUUCCACCCUGAUGAUAGAGUCUACCUGGACCUCGUUGUCCAUGGACAGAUCAUAAAACCAAAGGAUAAAGGGGGUAAGUUCUAAAGAAAUUGUAGUGCUGUGUCGGUUGAAGAGUAUCACUAUUAAUAGGUAAUAAACAAUAUGGACAGUGGGCUGAGAUGCAAGGGUCUGAUUGAAGUUGGACGUCCUCAAUUUUGCACAAAUCCUAUACACUUUUUUUAUUAUGAGCAGAAAUUCAUGACGUCAAACUCUUGAUGCGCAGAUGGAGUUAAAAUUAAGGUGAAGCAGGCAACAAACCUGAGGAAUAUGAUCGCCAACGGAAAUUUCCGAUAUCUGACAUGCCAAAUACCGGCGAUUUGUUUUUCGCCAUUCGUAGCGAUUGGCGAAAAUCACGAUCGCUGCACUAUUUUUCCAUCAAACAAAAAAAAAUCAUCCUAAAACCUUCAGUGAAGCUAUGUGACAAUGAUAACUAAUGAAAGCGUUUUCAAAGUAUUAUUCUGUACAGAAUGUCGGAAAAGUGUGUAGCUGUAGAAUAAUCAAGAGCAGAUAUCUACGCCUUUGUCACGCGCUCCUUUACAACUCCUUGAUCCACCGACUUGUAAACACUUGAUCUUCCUAUCCUGUGCGCUUAAAAUCCAUGAUUUCUUCCCUAUAAUGUAAAUUUCCUUUUUUAAUUACAGUUAUAAAUGAAUUUCUGUGUAUGACAUGGAAAUAUUAUAUGUUGAGCUCGACUCUGAUGUCUCAGUGUUUAGACUCCAGAAAUUAGCUUAACAUUUGCGUCAACCAUUGCAAACACUAGAUUUAAACUCAUCCGGCAAAAGUGACUUAAAUUCAAUACACGUCAUGGAAAUUUGAGCGAAAUGAAAUUCCUAUCCGAGACAAAAACGUAAAAGCUACCCUUUUCUUUUCCUCUCAAUUAAUCUACACUAUUUUUACAAGUAAUGGGUUUACGAGCUCCCUUUUUUGACGAAAACGGAAAUUAGCGAAAUGUCAAAACAAAAGUCAGCAAACUUCUUUAGUCAAAUGGAAAUAUUAUAGGCGUUUGUAAAUACAGAAACACCUUCUGUAUUCAAACCAACCAGCUUAUUUUGUGGCCACUUCUCUGUGGCUUUCAGAGUAAAAUGUUAUGAUUGGAAUUAUACUUGGCUCAAUUUCAAAGUUUUAUUUGUAAUUCAUUUGCCUCGAUUUUUGAAAAUUUUUUUUCAUCUACCUUACUAAUUACUGAUCUUUCUAUUUCCGCAGCGUAAGAUCCUUUUUUAGGUGAAAGGAAACUUUUAUGUCAAAAUUUAAACGUAUUAAUCAACCUUCAGGAAGUUCAGUUAAAAUCUACCUGUCAGUAUUACUUAACCAUCGACCUUUCAUUUGCUACAGUUCUUUGUAAACAUGACAACUAUCAUUUACCGGAGAAAAUAUUCUAAGAUUACUUCGAGAGUAUUAAGGUGGUUUUAUUUAUUUUUGUUCUCAUCAGCACUUCGGAAUCCCCCGCUUCAGAUGAUUUCUCAGUUCAUUGGUCUCCUGCAUCCAUAGAAACUUUCACGUACGACUUACAUCGUUGUCUUUUCAAAGAUGAGGCUUAAAAUGAUAAGUUGGCUAUCAAGCUUUGGUCAACAUUGCCGUACGUUUUGAUCUAUAGCCAAGCCUUUCAGUCCGACGUACGGCAAGCAAACUAAAUUAGCGUGCGAAGAAUUUCUAUGCAUUCGUUAUGCUGGGCUUCUUAAAUCAAUAGUUUAUCUCUGUAGCUUCCGUGGAGGGUAACAAAUACUCUACAAUACGAGGAACGUUUCCUUGCAGGAAAAAUUUUUUAGAUAACGACUUUGUCGUGAUUUUGAGUCCUUUUUUUUUAACAUAGCCUGGAAGCAGGUGAGGGUAAAAAAAAAAAAAUUCUUUAAAUGAAGCAUUAGAGGUCUGAGUAAGGAAACGUUUCAGUUCUUCAAGUCAAGCGAACCUCUUUGGGAGAAUAUGUCUCGCGUUGCAUUCUUGGAACAGUAUUAUCCCGCGGCGAGUGAAUCGAUCGACAACUCUUCAAGCUUUAACGAAACUACGAAAGAAACGACAAAUGUGAAUACAGCUGAACGAAACAGUAAGGCCGUGUUCUACUGUUGCUUGUUCCUUCUCGGCUCCUUAGGAAAUGCAAUGGUCAUUCUGGUAUUGAAAAGAAAGCGAAAACGAACCAUUAAUGAUUAUUUCGUUUUAAACUUAGCAGUAGCAGACUUAACUUUCCUGUGGCUUUCGCUUCCUUUCUAUACGUACGACCUUUUUCAGCCGUUUAACAAGAAUUUAUUGUACUGUAAACUAAUUUGGCCAAUGAUGUCGGUUACUUUAUCAGUCAGUGUUUUCACCUUAAUGUCCAUGGCAGUCGAACGGUGUCGAGGAAUCACAAACCCUUUGCAACCGCGGAUCAAGCUGCAAGCCACAUUGAUAUGGAUUUUUCUUAUCUGGAUCUUUGCCUUUGUCACGAUUGUUCCGUUGAUGAUCGUGGCGCGGUCGGACGGCGUGUUAUGUGCAGAAAAUUGGCCGAAGAACUACUAUCGUCAAGCUUUCACUGUAGUCUUAUGCAUUCUUCAAUAUGGCAUCCCUCUGUUUGUAAUCGUCCUAGCAUACCUGAGAAUCGCUUUUUGUCUUAUCAGGUCUCGGUUACCGAUGCUGACAACGAUCAAUGCUAAAGGCGAGGUAAUCAGGCACAAAACGAGAAGCGAAAAUGUCCAGAUAAUCCGGACACUGGCUGUUAUUGUGAUUUUGUUCAUGGCCUGCAUGCUUCCCAAUCAAAUCGCCUGGUUGUUGUUUGACUUUGGCGGUGACUCGUACAAGGAGCUGUCCGACGCAUUUUGGACCUGCGCAGAAGCGCUAAUAUACCUACACGCAUGCGUGAACUCGAUUGUAUACGGUUCUCUCACUCGACAGUUUCGUCGAGGAUACGUCCGAUUCUUCCGACACAUUUUCUGUUUCGGUAAAACCAACGUCGAUUACUCAACUGGUGUUACUGAAAAUCACACAGGAGACAAACAUUUGCGACCAAAGCGAAAAGCUGGCGUACUUUAUGGCUCUCUUAAAUUCAGAAAAAUCAGUGAAAACACUAGAACGACACGCUUGAUAGUGAAUUCCUCUCCGAUUAUGUCCACAAGUGAAGAAAGUAUCAAUCAGUUAGCAAGCCCCUCGCCUGGCUCUUCCCCAGUCCCUGGUUCAGCCGGCAUAGAGAUGUUAUUAAGAAGAACUCAGGCAAAGGAAACUCUGUUGAAAUUGGCCUUUACUAACCUGGGUAUGGACACGUCUGAUGACGAUAGUUGCCAGGAAACUAAACUGUAA